UACUUCGUCACUCGUUGGUUCUCACUGGUAAUGCAGAUUAGGGCAAAUCAAAUCUUGUCCUGCUCUGCUCUCGCAGCUUUUGGAUGAGACAUCACUAAAUGGGAAGGAAGAAUGUUUCGUUUCGUAUCGCACGUUGAUAUUAUCCUCAUUAAUGUCGGAGAGAUCUAACCGUAUUGGCGGCAGUUAUUGUUGAUCCAUUUAGUUGAUGCUUCUCUCCCAAUUCCCGCUUUCUCUCAUGGACUCGAUCUGGAGUCACCCUGGCAUUCCCGACUCUUGGCAUUUCCUCAUUGCUAUCUACUUCGCCUUCGCUUUCGUUUUGGCUAGGUUCCUCUUGGACAGCUUCUUCUUUCGUAGGCUGGCCAUCUGGUCAUUGAGUAGUGGAGCUGUUACAGUGAAGAUCAAUGAGGCUAAGCAGGCAAAGAUUGCGAAGAUCUCAGAGUCUAUGUGGAAACUAACAUACUAUGCCGCGGUACAAGUUUGCAUUCUUACAAUUACAUACCAUGAACCCUGGUUCAGGGAUACAAAAGAAUACUUCAGAGGCUGGCCAAACCAAGAGCUUAAGUUCCCUUUGAAGCUUUUCUACAUGUGCCAAUGUGGGUUCUAUAUCUACAGCAUUGCUGCUCUUCUUAGAUGGGAGACUCGAAGGAAGGAUUUCAGUAUUAUGAUGUCUCAUCAUAUAAUCACGGUUAUUCUGAUUGGAUACUCAUACAUUACAAGGUUUUUUCGGAUUGGUUCAAUUAUUCUUGCUUUGCAUGAUACAAGUGAUGUAUUUAUGGAAGCUGCUAAAAUCUUCAAGUAUUCUGGGAAAGAGUUUGCAGCUAGCUUGUUAUUUGGGUUCUUUGCUGUCUCAUGGCUCAUGCUAAGGCUAAUAUUCUUUCCGUUUUGGGUUAUUAAGACAACAAGCUAUGAUUUGUGUGAAUACCUGAUGCUAUCGGAGACUUAUCCCACGUCAGUGUACUAUGUUUUCAAUACGAUGCUAUUGAUGCUACUUGUGUUCCACAUGUACUGGUGGAUUCUCAUAUGCUCCAUGGUCUUGAGACAGCUGAAAAAUAGAGGCAAAGUAGGAGAAGAUAUCCGAUCAGAUUCAGAGGAUGAAGACUAAGCGGAGAUGAGAGUAAUUUUGAUGAAUCAUCCUUAUUGUGGAGAUAUUCACAUCUUUUUUAGUAGGAGGAGA
Molecule: messenger RNA, 1174 nt
Organism: Telopea speciosissima
Lineage: Eukaryota; Viridiplantae; Streptophyta; Magnoliopsida; Proteales; Proteaceae
Product: ceramide synthase LOH2
Exons: 6
Coding region: 206-1102 (298 amino acids)
Biological process (GO): ceramide biosynthetic process
Cellular component (GO): membrane; endoplasmic reticulum
Molecular function (GO): sphingosine N-acyltransferase activity
Source: RefSeq, a predicted model, not a curated record